CAUCUUUUCACCACAGCUACUCUCUGAUGUCUCUGAAGCGGGAAGGGAUUUGAGAUGAAGAACGUGAAGGAGGAGGAGAGUGGUUUCACGCGCCUUGCCUCAUUCGUCUGCGAUUGUGAACCUUUCACGGAGGAAGAGCUUGAAGGCAUCGAAGCUUCUCUUUCCAACCCUAACAACAAACGUCGGUUCGACGAUCUCACUCCUCGCCGCCGUCGCUUGCCCGAAUCGCUUAUCGCUCUUCAACACCCAAAUAUUUCUUCUUUAUCCCGUCGUCCAGGCUAUUCAAGAAUGAGAUUACCAGCAAUUAAGUUUAGUGGUCGAAUUAUGUAUAGCAGGACUUUUGAUUCUGUACAGAAAGCUGUAGCAAAACUCUUACAAGCCCUGGACGUAAAAAAUAGAGAGAUUGUGCAAUUUGCAAUUGGAUUUGAUAUUGAGUGGAAACCUUCCUUCACUAAAGGCGUUCCACCCGGAAAGGUAGCAGUCAUGCAGAUAUGUACUGACAGUAGUCAUUGUCAUGUUCUACAUCUAAUUCAUUCUGGAAUCCCUCCAAAUUUACAGCUUUUGCUUGAAGAUCCCACAGUUCUGAAGGUUGGAGUUGGGAUUGGUAGUGAUGCCACGAAGGUUUUUAGAGAUUAUAAAAUAUCUGUCAAAGGUGUGACGGAUCUUUCUUUCCAUGCCAAUCAGAAGCUUGGUGGUGAUCACAAGUGGGGUCUUUCAUCUUUGACCGAAAAACUUUUAUCGAAACAGCUGAAAAAGCCCAAUAAAAUAAGACUGGGAAAUUGGGAGACUCCUGUUUUGUCAAAGGAGCAACUAGAGUACGCUGCAACCGAUGCUUUUGCUUCUUGGUAUCUUUAUCACGUACAUGCUAUUCUGGAAUAAACUUUUACAGAAUUUCUUAUUUGAGAAAAAAGUAAAACAAGUUAAAUUUCUCUCGUAAUAUGGUGGGGAAAUGAGGAGUGGCUCUAUUUAAGGGGAUAUGGGAGAAGUGAGGGCACAGUGUACACUGCACUUUCUUGCUUUGCUGCUUCUUUG
Molecule: messenger RNA, 1032 nt
Organism: Vigna unguiculata (cowpea)
Lineage: Eukaryota; Viridiplantae; Streptophyta; Magnoliopsida; Fabales; Fabaceae
Product: 3'-5' exonuclease-like
Biological process (GO): nucleobase-containing compound metabolic process
Molecular function (GO): 3'-5' exonuclease activity; nucleic acid binding
Source: RefSeq, a predicted model, not a curated record